GCAUAAAGAGGGAGAGUGGGAGGAAAGUAGGGAAGGACGCAGCCUGCUGAUGUCUGUUGAAGUAGAUUACAAGCAAUGGAUUUGUGGAAAGGGAGGUACAGUAAAUUUACAUCGGGUCAGUUCUAUUGUUCGCGACAUUGGGGAGCCUUGUCUUCAUCAGUCUCCUAUAAAGGUUGUUAUAGCAGUUAGGCAAAAA
Thlaspi arvense is the source of this 196-nucleotide messenger RNA. NCBI's taxonomy places the organism in Eukaryota, Viridiplantae, Streptophyta, Magnoliopsida, Brassicales, Brassicaceae. The record is from the annotation of a GenBank genome assembly.